Molecule: messenger RNA, 1323 nt
Organism: Parasteatoda tepidariorum (common house spider)
Lineage: Eukaryota; Metazoa; Arthropoda; Arachnida; Araneae; Theridiidae
Molecular function (GO): protein dimerization activity
Source: RefSeq, a predicted model, not a curated record
GUUGCAACCUAAUCCACGCUUUAUUCAACGCGACCACGUUCCCAACUUCAUAACUGUGAUUCCUCUCUAGUCGAAAGGACCUAAAAAUUGAUCAUCUCCCUCGAUCGACUUGAGUUCAUCUGGAUAUUCCAUCGACUGCAAAUAUUGACCGAUAAAUCAUGAUAUUUUUUAAUAACGUGAAUAUUUAAUAUUUUAGUGAUAAUAUUGAGUGCCUUUGGAUUUUUUAUUUCGAGGAAACAUUUUCGUCUGCUUAAAUUGUAUCGAAAAUCAGCAGCUGCUGUAAAAAUAACAAGCUUAUUGAACUGUGACCAAAGAUAAAUAUUUUGGACUAAAUUUGUAGACAUCUGCAUAUUUAAUAUACACCAUGUAUAAAACAGAUUCGGAAUUCCUGUCGAACAAUCUGAAAUUCGCCCCACACCUUUCAAUGGAAGAUAGUGCCAGUGAAGGUGUUCUGAUGGAAAGAGUGAGUAACGGCCGAGAAUGGCUCUCACACAUCUCCGCAUCAUCCCGAAGGAGGCGGGAAGCUCUCCUCAUCAAGCAACGAAAAGAGAAGAUGCGCAGGAAGAGGAUGGUUAAACGAAUAGAAUACCAGAGACUACGGAAUAUGGUACCCUCCAUUGCAGCUAAACCCCUCGUUUCCAAAGUUACUGUAAUCGAAGAAGCAAUUCGAUAUAUCGAUUAUUUACACGCUGCUCUUUUGACUAGAUUGCGAACAAAAGGAUUACCCAGUUGUUUAAGUGGCAUUGAUGUCGAUGUCAAUCAGCUAAAUUUAGAUGAUAUCAAAGAUCUGGUUUGCCAGUUAGUCGAAAAAAACAACCAACUGAAAAAACAGGGUAAAAGCAACGACAGCAACAGGCCGACAAGUCAACGAGAAAUCGACUGUAGCUCACCCGUCUCCAUCUUUGAAAGAUCCCGGCUUAUUCCAUCCUACUUGACCGCAAAAAGACCGAUGCCAAAAAGGACGUGAAGUCUUCUCUAGUAUUAAUGAUUUUUAAAUGACAGCUUAUAUGAGUCAUUUACAGAACUAUAUGCAGCUUUUGACAUCAAAUCUUCGUCCUAUACAGCUGAUUCUACAACACUGGUAGAAGAAUUGCUUAUUGUAUUUGUGUACAUAAAUUCAAUAAUACAUAUUGCUUUACACUAGGCAAAUGGACUAUUAUCUUAUACCUUGUACAUAUAUAUAAAAAAAACUCGUCUUUCUGUAAAUAGUAUUUUGUACAAAGUUUUACAUUUUAUAAAUAUAUAUAUUAUAUGAUUGGGCUGCAUCUAUUUAAUAUGGCCCCUUUUAUGCAUAUAUUUUUAAUAAAAAUAUGUGUAUUUUUA